Messenger RNA from Trichoderma citrinoviride, 3048 nucleotides. RefSeq names its product cation transporting ATPase. The coding region runs from base 1 to 3048 and encodes 1015 amino acids. Lineage: Eukaryota; Fungi; Ascomycota; Sordariomycetes; Hypocreales; Hypocreaceae. The transcript has 3 exons. The record is from RefSeq and is a predicted model, not a curated record. Gene Ontology annotation, biological process: intracellular calcium ion homeostasis; calcium ion transmembrane transport. Gene Ontology annotation, molecular function: ATP binding; P-type calcium transporter activity; ATP hydrolysis activity. Gene Ontology annotation, cellular component: plasma membrane.
AUGGGAGAGACCGUCAUUGUCUUCACGAAUGGUGCAUCAGACGCCAACGCCUCGUCGGACUCGUCGACCCUCUCCAGCGGCCAGGACGACCAGCCCCCUAUAGCGGAACCCCCCGACAUAGUAUCAGCUAUAGAGAAGCCGCUCUGUCCUCACACCCUCUCCGCCCGGCGCGUUGCCGAGCUCCUCAGGACCGACGCCGAAGAUGGACUAACUGACGUCGAGGCGGCCGCCCGCCUGGCUCGGGACGGCCCCAAUGCCAUCAAGGGAGCAAAGGGCAUGUCCCUCUGGGAGAUCUUUCUCCAGCAGGUUGCCAAUGCGCUGACUGCCGUGCUCAUCGCCGUCAUGGCCCUGUCCUUUGCCAUUCACGACUUUGUCGAAGGUGGCGUGGUCCUGGCCGUCAUUCUCCUCAAUAUCAUCGUGGGAUUGAUCCAGGACUACCGCGCUGAGCAGACCAUCCAGUCGCUAUAUGCCUUGUCCACGCCCAAGUGCAAAGUGAUUCGCAACGGGAUCAACACCACCGUUAAGGCGGAAACCCUGGUCAAGGGCGACCUCGUCUGGCUCUCCACUGGAGACGUAGUUCCCGCCGACUUGCGUCUGGUUCAGGGCAUCAACCUGUCGACGGACGAGUCUCACCUUACGGGCGAGUCCGUGGCCAUCAGCAAGAAGCCUGACGCCAUCUUCAACGACGCCGAGCUCCCCAUGGGCGACCGCACGAACCUGGUCUACACCGGAAGCUCUGUGACUCGCGGCCGCGGGACCGGCAUCGUGAUAUCGACCGGGAUGAAUACCGAGGUGGGCCAGAUUGCCCAGCUGCUGCGUCAAAAGAAGAAGCAGAACACUGGCUCUGGGCCCGUCAGCAGGUUCUUCAUCAACUGCUACCAACACACCAGGAGCAUUCUCGGCCUCGAGGGGACGCCUCUGCAGGUCACGCUGAGCAAGUUUGCCUUGCUGCUGUUCGGCCUGGCCAUCCUCCUGGCCGUCAUUGUCUUCUCGGUGAACAAGUGGGACAUGGACGACAACGUCUUGCUGUACGGCAUCUGCGUGGGUGUUGCCGUUAUUCCGGAAUCCCUCCUUGCCGUGCUUACCGUCACUAUGGCUGUCGCUACCAAGGCAAUGGUUAAGGGCCAUGUAAUCGUCCGUCAGAUGCCGUCCCUCGAGGCGGUCGGCGGAGUAACCAACAUUUGCUCCGACAAGACGGGCACCCUCACCCAGGGACGCAUGAUUGCCCGCAAGGUCUGGCUCCGCGGCGGCCUCGUUGGCCUCAUUGAGGGCACCGCCGACCCGUAUGAUCCCAGCAGCGGCACCGUGUCCUGGUCAGGAUCCCUCGCGGGCACCUGCUUCAACACCUUCCUCGACACCCUGUAUUUGUGCAACAACGCCACCGUCUCGGACGGUAAGAAGGAGCUCGAGACGGACUCGAGCAGCGUCACAACUACGGCCCUGGGCUCGGAUGAGUGGAAGGCGGUGGGGGAGCCGACGGAGAUAGCUCUCAAAGUCUUUGCCCUGCGCUUUGGGAAGAAUAAGCCUGCCGGCGAUGAACUCAUCGCGGAGCACCCCUUUGACUCGUCGUGCAAGCUCAUGAGUGUUGUCUAUGGUGGCGACCUUGAUGCCACGUCCCAGGUGUAUACCAAAGGCGCCGUCGAGGUGGUCUUGCCAAAGCUGGAAGAGUCUGAGGAGCUGAAGCACAAGAUCCACGCCCAGGCGGAGGAGCUCGCUGCCGAGGGCCUCCGAGUGCUGUGCAUCGCCCACAGAAGCCUGGACCGGGAAAAGGAGGACGCCCACGACCGCUCCCAGGUGGAGAACGGCCUCCAUUUCCUGGGGCUCGCCGGUCUGUACGAUCCUCCGCGUCCCGAGACGGCCGGCGCGGUGUCACAGUGCCGCCAGGCCGGCAUCGCCGUGCACAUGGUCACUGGCGAUCACAUCAAGACGGCGACUGCGAUUGCGUACGAAGUCGGCAUCCUGUCGCACCAUGUCCCCCUGAAGUCGACGACUGUCAUGUCGGCGACCGACUUUGGCAACCUCACGGACGAGCAGGUCGACGCCAUGGAUUCGCUCCCGCUCGUCAUCGCCCGGUGCAGCCCCCUGACCAAGGUCCGAGUCAUCCAGGCGCUGCACCGCCGAGAGGCGUUUUGCAUCAUGACGGGCGACGGCGUCAACGACUCGCCAGCGCUGAAGCAGGCUGACGUGGGCAUCGCCAUGGGCGAUAGGGGCAGCGAUGUGGCGAAGGAAGCGUCGGACAUGGUGCUGACGGACGACAACUUUGCGUCCAUUGUGACGGGCAUCAAGGAAGGUCGCCGGCUUGCAGACAAUAUUCAAAAGGCCAUCCUUCUGCUGAUUGGGCUGGCCUUCAAGGACGAGAAGCAGGUCGCCGUCUUCCCGCUGUCACCGCUGGAGAUUCUCUGGGCCAACCUCGUCACCUCGUCCCCCCUGGCCCUGGGCCUGGGCUUGGAGGAGGCGCAGCCAGACAUUCUGCGGCGUCCGCCCCGCAGCCUGCACAAGGGCGUCUUCACCCUGGACCUGAUCCGGGACCAGUUCAUGUACGGCACCUUCAUGGGAUCGCUCUGCCUGGCGGCGUUUAUGCUGGUGGCCUAUGCGGCCUCUGGCCACGGCUUCCACAACCUGCCCGUCGACUGCAACGAGAACGGCCACGCCGGCUGCGGCCCCGUGUUCCGUGCCAGGGCGGCCACCUUUGCCACGCUGAGCUUCUUGCUCCUGGUUACUGCCUGGGAGGUGAAGCAUUUCCACCGCAGUCUAUUCAACAUGGACGAGAGGUGGAAGGGGCCCUUUUCCGUCUUCAAGACGGUGUACCACAACCACUUCUUGUUCUGGUCCGUGGUGGCCGGGUUUGCCAUUACUUUCCCCGUCAUCUACCUUCCCCAUGUCAACAAGAGUGUGUUUAAGCAUCAGGCAUUGACAUGGGAAUGGGGUGUCGUCUUUGGCUGCGUGGCGACGUACAUUGUGCUGGUUGAAGCCUGGAAGGCCAUCAAGCGCCGCUACAGCCUCGGCAUCGACAAGCAUCCCCAUGAGGUGACCGUCUCGCAGGUCUAA